Molecule: messenger RNA, 790 nt
Organism: Etheostoma cragini (Arkansas darter)
Lineage: Eukaryota; Metazoa; Chordata; Actinopteri; Perciformes; Percidae
Gene: nkiras1
Product: NFKB inhibitor interacting Ras-like 1
Exons: 4
Coding region: 135-713 (192 amino acids)
Biological process (GO): canonical NF-kappaB signal transduction
Molecular function (GO): GTPase activity; GTP binding
Source: RefSeq, a predicted model, not a curated record
AGUUAACUCAGCAACGCAUGCGCAGUGACAAAAAUCUUCUCGCUAGCAGAGCAGAAUGGGUGCUAUGGUUGUGAUGCUACGUUUAAAGACUUCAUAGAGGCUAACGCUAGUUAUCGUCCUGGUUCAAGUUCGAAAUGGGAAAAGGCUGUAAAGUUGUGGUGUGUGGCCAGGCAGCUGUUGGAAAAACUGCCAUACUGGAGCAGUUGCUGUACGGAAAUCACUGUGUAGGCUCUGAGUCCAGUGAGACCCAGGAGGAUGUGUACGUAGCCUCCGUGGAAACGGACCGCGGUGUGAGGGAACAGCUGAGGCUUUAUGACACCAAAGGCCUCCACGAUGGACAGGACCUCCCCAAGCACUACUACUCGGUGGCGGAUGGCUUCGUGCUUGUUUACAGUGUUGACAGCUUGGAGUCUUUCAAGAAGGUGGAUGUCCUGAAGAAGGAAAUAGACAAGUCUAGAGAUAAGAAAGAGGUGACGGUGAUCGUGCUGGGGAACAAGACGGACCUUCGGGACCGUCGCCAGGUGGACCAGGAGGCGGCGCAGCAUUGGGCACGUGGCGAGAAGCUAAAGCUGUGGGAGGUGAGCGUCACCGAGCGCAACUCGCUCAUCGAGCCCUUCACCCAGCUGACCAGCCGCCUCACGCAGCCCCAGAGCAAGUCGGCCUUCCCUCUGCCUGGACGCAAGAGCAAAGGCACGCCGUCCAACGAUAUCUGAAGCUCAGACUGUUCCGGCCUAUUCCAAAUGAAUAUGAUUACAUAAUAAACAUGAUUUUAGUUAGGGGACAAGUUCAA